Eriocheir sinensis (Chinese mitten crab) is the source of this 2181-nucleotide messenger RNA. RefSeq lists its product as uncharacterized. The record is from RefSeq and is a predicted model, not a curated record. Gene Ontology annotation, molecular function: ubiquitin protein ligase activity. The transcript is spliced from 2 exons. Gene Ontology annotation, biological process: protein ubiquitination. Lineage: Eukaryota; Metazoa; Arthropoda; Malacostraca; Decapoda; Varunidae. The coding region runs from base 166 to 1812 and encodes 548 amino acids.
UUCAGCGACUGCCACUCCCAGGCAGAGCCGUGCCGCCCUAAAGAAGAGUGUCCGCCACCACGCCCGUGACCACCUCACGGAACACUGCCACGGCGAGGAGUGUGUGUCAGACCAUCACAACUCCUCAACACCACCACCAACACCACCAAUACCACCACCAGCGUCAUGGAGGCUGCAGGGAUGGGCGGUUGGAUACCAGGACGUAGACAGGUGAAGAUGAACACUGGCGGCAGCCCUGCGGAGUGUCCUGUGUGCCUGACAGGCUAUGAUGGCACCGUGCAGCGGCCGCGCAACCUGCCCUGUGGCCACACUGUCUGCACGCUGUGCAUAGAUCAGCUGAAGGUGCAGGGCCGUGUUGCCUGCCCAGAGUGCUGCGUCAGCCACGCCGUGCCCGAAGGAGGGAAGUUCCCUGUUAACUAUUCUGUUGAGGCCUUUAUGAGAAUGAUGAGAGACGCUGAGGUGGCUCCAGCAGCAGCAGCCUCGCCGCCACCCAGUGCCGGGGAAGGGAAAGGAGCAGCAGCGGCAGCUGGCAAGAAGGAGGCGGCGACUCUCUCCAAGAAAAUGCGUUCCUUCCUGCAGGAACAGGAGGCCACAGUUGUGGCCGCCAUCACCGCCUGCCGGGAGGCUCAGUCGCAGCUGAACCAGUACCAGACGACCCUGGCAGGCUGGGGCAAGCGGCAGAAGCAGCUGGAGGACAGGCUCCUGGGACUGGUGGACCAGAGCAGGAGUGCAAGGGAGGUCCUGCAACAGGGAGAGUCCCGUGCGGCGGCCAAGGAGGAGGAGCUGAAGAAGGGGGAGCAGGGGCUGCAGGUCGUGCUGGAGACGUUGCGCACCCUUACAACAGAGCAAGAAGCAGGCGCGGCGAUGCCUGAAGUGUUUCGUUGCACUGACGAGGCAGAGGAGGCGGUGGAGGAGUGCCGAGAGUGUUUUCCUGAUGCCAUCCUCGUCACUAUCGCCAGGAAGGCGAACGUGGCAUCUAGUGAAGCCCUAGAGGCUGUCCAGACUGUCCAUGCGGCUCUGGAAACACUUACUACAGAAGAGCCCUGGGCCCAGUCAGACUCAGACACCACCGUCAUGGACAGAGUGUACUUAAUCUCGACAGGGAGCUUGACGGUCGAGGACCUCCGCAGCCUGACACAGCCCGCCAGGUGCCUGUUGCAGGCUGGCCGGGUGUUUGCUGUCCACCAGGUGGAAGGUCAGCGCCGACACGCAAGAAUAAGCCUUGAAGCCGGCCAGCUGUGCCUCCACGCCCUGAAGGACCUUCUCCUGCCACUGGGCGCGGCAACCCUGCAGGUGAGCGAGGUUGUGCCGCCCUCCCCCCCCUGCACGGUGUUCUUGGACCUGUCCUGGCUGGGCAGCGCGCCGCGGAGGGUCCAAAUCCGUCUGAGCCCCGACACCCCGCGGGGCAGACAGUUCAUACUGUUGUGCACGGGGCAGCGCGGCCCCUCCUUCGUUAACACCAGGUUGUUUGAGGUGUCGGGGAAGGGGGAGGCGGGAGAGUGUGUGCUGGGCGGGGACUACGAGAGUAAUAAUGGUAGGGGAUCAUCCGUCCUGCUGCCUGGCCUUGAUGAGGGUGACUACCGGAGGUCAGGCCGGGCAGGGGAUGUGUUUGGGCAGGAACGGUUGGACCUUACGUGUGAUUACGUGGAGGAGUGUGGUCACUUUGGCAUCAAAACCAGAGACGAUCUGAAUGAUGCUGGGAAUCUUCUUGUCUUCGGUGAGGUGGUGGACGGACUGCACGUGGUGGCCGAGGCAGCCCAACACUGGGACAUUAAGGAGGUGACUGUGGCGGACUGUGGCGUGGUGUUGUGAGGGUAAUGUCCACCACCACCACCACAGCAAGGUUAUGGAGGUGACUGUGGCGGACUGUGGCGUGGUGUUGUGAGGGUAAUGUCCACCACCACCACCGCCACCACAGCAAGGUUAUGGAGGUGACUGUGGCGGACUGUGGCGUGGUGUUGUGAGGGUAAUGGCCACCACCACCACCACCGCAAGGUUAUGGAGGUGACUGUAGCAUGUUGUUGUGAGGGUAAUUUUUCGUUGCAAUCUUGUAGAAUUCCGUUUGAUAAUUUGCGUGAAGUUUUGUGAAUGGCAUAAACACUUGAUGCAAUGUGUUAGUUUCUUAGGGCAUCCUUAUUGUUUAUUUUUGUGUGCAUUACGUAAAUAUAUUUGAUGAAAAAG